AUGCAUUCCGUUUUGCUUCUGGUACUCCUCUCCCAGCUGAGCUUGAAUAGCCUGUUGGUCUACUGUGAGAGGCCAAGGGCUGUCAAUGUAGGAGUCGUGCUUACGCAAGAUUCAGUCAUUGGUGGAGUUGCCAAAGUCGCCAUUGAAGUGGCUGUGGGUGAUAUCAAUGCAAAUCCAAGUAUUCUUGUUGGUACCCAACUGAAAUUAAUCCUGGAGAACUCAAAUUGCAGUUCUUUUCUUGGCUCCAUUGCCGGUAUGUUGGUUAAGUUCUAUGCUCAUUUUUUUUAUUUUUUAUGUUAAUGCAAAUUUGAAGGGGUGGUAUCUUCCUUAUUGAAAAGGGUUGAUAUGAAACUGAUAGCGUUUUUACCAUUAUUUUGGUGAAAGAUUUUUGAAAUUUAUUUUUUAUGGGAAAUUUAAUUUAGUUACCACAUAUUACCUCUUAUGAUUAUUCUCACAUACUGAUCACGCCUAUGACAUUAAACUUCAUAAAUUACUUUGCAAAACUGUCUUAUGCCUGGUUGCUGUUUCACAUCUGGAGAAAGAUGUACUGAUUCAACAUUCUUUUACCUUCAUCAAUGUGUCCUAUAAGUUGUUUCUUUGAAUCUAGAUUCAUUUUUCGUUUUGUAGCUCCUCUAGCAAAUAGCAGCUAUCCUUAAUUGGGAUUUUCCUCUUUUCCUUCUCAUUGACUGUUUCCAUGGUCAUGAGGAAAUUUUAAGGAUUGCUCCUUGGUUGUGUAGAUUAAACUAAGACCAAAGAAAGGUUGUUUUUGGCCGGCUGCUCCCAUAAGAUUUUUGACUGGUCACCACCUUCGCAAUAUAUUUUGCUCAGGUACCCUUGACCACUUUGUAUAAAUUUGACAGGAGGACAUAUUCUUUGGACUCUUCUUUGUAUUAAUCCAUCCUCAACUCGUAGGAGGAAGGCUUACGAUUUGUCGUGGCCCUGAAUGUUUUUCAUAUCAUAUCAAAUCGUCAUGUUCAAUUUUGUUGACAAUCAACUCCUACAUGAGUAUCUGCAGAAGAAUCAUACUGUAACACUAAUGAUGAGGCCGUGAAAAGACUGAGAUGAUCGCUAGGUGUUGAAUUAGUUAAGAACACAGGUAUUAGAGUUGGCUGGCCCGAGUCUUGUUCCCAGACAGUGAAAAUCAUUAUGUUUACUUCCUCAGAAAAUACUUUUAUGAACAUUAGGUAUCUGAGGUAUUAGAGUCUGAUAGUAAGACAUCUCAAAGGUCUUAGUGUUUUUUUCUUCACCCCUAUCUCCUGCGGGACUAUUGUAGAUUUUUUAUGUGUUUUUUAAUUUUGUUAUUGUAAUUCUGAGCUAAUACCUGCCCCCAGAUGUGCUUCAAAUAAACGUGAAGACAGGAGUUGAUGUGGAUAUCUUUUUUUCUAAUCAGGAUCCAUUAAAAAUAUGAUUAUAAUCUAUGCUUUCUCAAUCAAGUCAAAAUUAUCUGUGUAUAUCAUAACACUAGUUGAUGCCAACUGUCAGACCGUCAGUUGUGGUAAAGCUUAAUCAUGACUUCUCUUUUCAGGGAAAAUGCUUUAUCUACGGUUACAUUAUUCUACGAAAUAUUAUAUUGUGUCUUGCUGGAAAUCUAAUUAAGGCAUGAUCAGUCGAACUUAUAGUAUCCAUAAAAGAUAUGUAAGCUCAAGGAAGAGAGUUCUUGUUAAAGCUGAAUAUGCUGACGGUGACGAAAAUGGUGUUAGAUUGUUUGGGUGAUUGCAUGAUUUUUUUUCUCACAGAAAACUUCGUGUAGGGAUAAGCAUUUUCAACACAUUGCCUCCAUAAAAAAUAUUGUCAGUUUGAGAUAGCAAUUUAGUUGAACUUAAAAAUGCUGAAGGUGAACACAAUGAUAUUUUGAUGGUUUGGACUGUAGCAUGAUUCUUGUCCCGAAAAGAUAGUCAUUGUGCUUUAUUGAUGAUUCAUGUGAGUAGCAGCCUGAAGGCAAUCUGGUAAUGCUCCACUUAUGAUGGGGAUGAUGAUCACUGACCAAGAAUUUUGUGGGCGUACCCCUCUGCGGAUAGAGAUCAGGAAUUAAUACUUUUCUUUUCCUGUUGCAGCCUUACUAACUGAAAUUGUUAGAGUUCAGAGCAGUAGACUGCUGUUGUUCACAACAUUUGGGUGUUGAAAUUCUAUGUGAGGCUGUUUAACAAUUGUGCAGCUAUCAGGUGAGAAGGAAUUUUUAAACGAAAUAGAAGACCUUUUGAUUGUUCUUCUUCCCCAUCAUCUUCUGCCUCCACUUCAUUUCCUUUCUCUUCUCCAUCUCCCCUUUCAUCUCCCUCUUUCCAUCUGCCCUGUAUACACGAGCAUGUGCAUACCUGGGUCCGAUCAUACAUGUUUUAUUCUUUCUUUGUUCUUCUCUUUGAAACUCUGUGAUACGCGUUUAAACAUAAAAGUAGUGUUAUUUCAUGAAUUAUUUUACAAACCCCCUUGCCUGCAUAUUAUUUAACAGCUUUUGACAAUUCAAUAUGCCCGUGGCAGCCAUUCUUGAAAGUUAGCGCUGAAAAGUUGCAAUUUUACUACCUUUAUGAUUUUAGAUUACGAAGAUGUUCCCAUAUCUCUAUUUUGAUAUCCAGUGCAAAAUGUUUCCCGUGAUAGUACGCCAUUUCAGCUUCUGAACGUUCAUGCUAUGAGAUAUGAUCUGAACGUUCAAGACUUAAUGAUGGAGAGAGCAGAUAGGUGCUAGAUUUAUGUUUUAUUUUUUUGUAGUAUUUUGCCUUGUUCUUUUCAUAUUCUGUAGUUGGAUCUUGGAAGCACUUCUCAGUAACUGUUAUUAUAGUGAACAAACUAGUGACGGGUGUGAAUUAGUUGGCCAAUAUCAAAAACCUUUUUGGCCUCCAAAAAAUUUGAUGCACAAGGAACUUGCUGAAGGUUCCAUCGAUCUGGGCAAUGUCACCACCUAGAGAUGAUUGACGACCAAAGUUCUUUAAACCAGGAUAGACUCGUGACUUAGUCUGACUUAAAUGUUAAAUAAUUUUCUCUAGAUUACAAUCUGUGAUACAUUUUAUGAUUUGCCAAGGGCCUAAGUUCUCUAUGGUUAAAUACUUUUCUGUAGAGGAAUCUAUUAUUCUUAAAUGACUCUGUCCAUAUAUUCCAUGUGUCGAAGGUGAGUCCAAGUCACAGCUGAGACUGAAUGAUCUGACCUUUUUUUUUCCACCUCCUGAAUUCUGACACCAUAUUCAGUCAGCUGAAAUUUCUUCUAAAACCACUACAUUAGCUUUGUUUAUUUUCGAUUGAAUAAAACUUAAGUUAUCCGUAUGUUCGUGACUACUCACUGCAUGAUUCUACAAUUUACAGUUUAUGCUCUCCACUAAUAAGCAUACUGAAAUGACAAGAAUAUGUCUUUUUGGUAGCGACUGAUAGCAAUUUUUUUUCUUCUUACAGCUCUUCGGGUUCUCGAAAAAGAUGCGGUUGUGAUAAUUGGUCCACAGUCUUCCACUGUAGCUCAUUCCAUUUCAUUUGUUGCGAAUGGACUCCGAAUACCGCUUUUAUCAUUUGCUGCCACCGAUCCCACAUUAUCCUCGCUUCAGUUUCCAUACUUCCUCCGCACAACUCAAAGUGAUUUUUACCAGAUGGCUGCCAUGGCUGAUUUGAUUGAUCACUUUAGGUGGAAGGAGGUCAUCGCUGUGUUUGUGGGUGAUGAUUAUGGAUGGAACGGAGUAUCCUCUCUAAGUGAUGCGCUUGCCAAAAAAAUGUCAAAAGUUGUUCAUAAGGUUGCCUUGCCCGUUGGAGCUAGUUCUAAUGUUAUUUCUGAGUUGUUGAAUAUGUCCAAAGUGGUUGGCCCUCGAGUCUAUGUAGUCCAUGCUAGUCCUGAUUCUGGGCUUUUGAUUUUCUCUGUAGCUCAGAAACUUCAAAUGAUGACCGAUGAGUUUGUAUGGUUUGCUACAGAUUGGCUAUCUACCUCUUUAGAUUCUGCUGCGGAAAUAGGUGAUAAUUUGGUAAAUCUGACGGGAGUAAUAUUUUUUCGACAAUAUAUCCCGCCAUCAAGUACCAAAAAGGCUUUUGUGUUGAGAUGGAAUGAAUUACUGAGAAAAGGUAGAGUGAGAUAUCGACUAAACACACAUGGCUUUCUUGCUUAUGAUACAGUUUGGGCAGUUGCACUUGGCAUCAAUGAGCUUCUCAGUGAAUCUAAUAAUAUAUCUUUCUCCUAUAGUAAGAACCUUCAGGAUGUGAAAGGAAAGCUGCAACUUGGGAACCUUAAAACGUUUGACCAUGGGCAACUGCUACUUGAAAAGUUAUUGCUCUUAAAUUUUACAGGCAUUUCCGGUUUGGUCCAGUUUGACAGUGAACGAAACCUGAUCCGUGGAGUCUAUGAGGUGCUUAAUGUUGACAAUUAUGUUAUUCGUUCGGUAGGUUAUUGGUCAACUCAUUCAGGCUUGUCUGUUUUGGUUCCCACCAUUAUAUACUCAAAUGCCCCAAGUAACUUCACUGAAAACCAGGAACUUGGUAAUGUUGUAUGGCCUGGGGGGAAGACAGUGAAACCACGUGGUUAUGUGCUUGCAAGCCAUGAGAGACCAUUCAAAGUUGGAUUUCCUCGCAGAGUUAGUUUUACAGAGUUUUCAAAAGAAAUAGAAGGAACUCUUGAAGUCGAAGGAUACUGCGUCGAUGUAUUUAAAGCUGCCUUGAAAUUGGUUCCAUAUGAUGUUCCAUACCAAUUUGUGCCGUUUGGGGAUGGUGAAUCAAGUCCUAGUUAUGAUGAGUUGGUUAAUAUGGUGGUAGAAAAUGUAAGAUGAUAUGCACCCACUUGUCUAUCAAUUUGUUUUGGUUGAUAUAUGAAACCAAAAUUCUGUACAAUUUCUCUCCAGGUAAUUAAUGCGGCCAUGGGAGAUAUUUCCAUAACCACAAAUCGGACAAGACUUGUGGAUUUCACUCAACCCUAUAUUUCCACUGGUCUGGUUGUCAUUUGCAAGGUCGAAAAUACCAAAGUUAGCAGCUGGACUUUCCUAAGACCAUUUACAACAAAAAUGUGGUGUGUCCUGGGUGCAUUCUUUGUCAUAAUUGGAUUUGUCAUUUGGAUCCUUGAGCAUCGGGUAAACAGCGACUUUCGAGGACCACUAAGGCGACAAUGCAUGACUUCUCUUCUGUAAGUAGGAUUUUCAAUAAAUUUUUCAUGGGGCUAAUAGUUGAUCAUUUUUUUCUAUUUCUUAAUUGUAUUGGUUUCCCUGAUAUUUAUCAGCGUGAACUGUGAAUCUUAUCCUUUUACAUGUUGUAGCUUUGAUUUUUUAUUCUAUUUUCUGGUGCAUGUUACCUUGUUGUUUUUACCAUCAUUAGAUAUCUGGUUGUUGUGAAGAUGAUGAAGUGACCUUCUUUUUUUUUUCUUUUUUGAUAUAACAUCCUCCAAGCAAAAUGCUACUUAUUUCUAGUCAUAUGUAGCUCCUUACUCCGUGCUAAUGCUAAUGGAAGCACAGCCACUGUAAUCCUAGCAAUGAAAAUUUUGUCAGUUGGAUCAAAAACAUCUGAUAAACUUAGUAUUCUUGUAACAGGAUCUGAGUUGGUGCCUUAGCUUUUGAUGAUGCCUAUUCCUAGCUGUCGACUGGUUAUGUCCUGGCAUGCAUUGAUUAGGUACCGGAUCAUCGACUUCUGCCAAGGCAAGAUGUCCCCUGGAAAAUGCAUGUAUCCUUGUUCUGCCAUAAGAUUAGAUAAGUCAAAACAACAGAAAUGUUGACAGCGUUAUUACAUAGUUUUUGGAAGAUUGCUUAGUUCAUGAUAGUCUGACUGUUAUAAUUUACGGAUUAGGGUAGUGUGGAAAGUGAUUCUUUAUCAGUCAACCUCCAAAAUGUGGCCUCUCAUUGCGAGGGACUUGUUUGCUUGAUGAUGCUGGUUGUCUCUAAGAGUUCGAUCCUCAAAGUAUUAGUUGGGAUCUCAUAGAAAUAAGUUGAUAUUAAUCACUCUGCGAAUAUUACCUAUGUAGGGAACCUUAUGCUUGAAUCAAUUUUUUUUCUAUUUACGGCUUUCAAUUCUUCAGUCUGGAUCGAUUUGUGCAAUAAUGCCUAAGUAGAUAUGCCUUUUCUGGGUCAUUAGUUAAAUCCUCAUUGAUUAAUGUGGAUUAAUGAGUCAAUCUAUUGCAAAUUUCUUGUCUCCUUGGUUCCAUUUGGAUCAUUACAGUCUCAAUCUCCCAAAUGUUAUAAAAGACAUUUGAAAUAUUUGAGGGUAGUCCCGUACACAAGCCCUAUAUGCUACCCUGUUAAAAAAAGCAUACUCUGCACAUUUUCUUACUCUACAAAUCUAGUAAUCAUAUUCUCUGCUGACUGACUUUACCUCUUGAAUAUCCACUUGUUCCCCAGAGGGGUCCCACACAAAGAUAAACUGCCUCAGUUCUUCUUGAUCGUCAAUUUGUCUUUUUUUUUUUUGAAGGGUACUAGCCAUCAUUGGUGCCAACAUGCCCAUAUUUCCUCCAGUACCCAGGUGGUUUGACAUCUGAGACCUAUUUUACGGAGAAGAUUCAGGCAGCUUUCUUGUAGGAGCGUGCAAUAAUAAAUGGAUGCUCUAAAGACGCCUUUGUAUGCAGCCAGAAAAUUUCAAGUGGAAUGUCCUACAUAGGAAAACUCAACUGAUCUCUGGUCCUCUUUCCUACAUCACUUUUAGCCAUAACCCCCCCCCCCCCCCCCCCCCCCCCGAACCAGGUCAUUUCCUCGUUUCUGUAUCGUCAAAAUGGUGAACUUAGAUGAACAGUUACUUUAUCUAGUCUCUGAACUAUGAAGAAAAAUUAAUGCAAACUCAAGUUCUUAGAGAGGAGGAAGCAAACUAAUGACCGUAAAGGGAAAGGCUUUCUGAAGCCUGGAACUGUGAUGCUUUCUUUGAGUUGAUUUCCGAGACUUGACUUCUGCUUCUUCUUUUUUUUUUCCUUAAAUCUCAAAUGGUUACUCUUACUCAGUACCAAAAGUUGCAUAGCCUCGUUAGGUUCUGACUGGACAUUUAAGAUAAGGGCUAGAUGGUAAAGCUUGAAGGUUCAAAAUGACCAUAUAGGUCAGCUUGUAGUUCUAAUGGUCCAAAUCACUUGCUUUCUCAAUCAAAAUUUGGAGCCACAUCUGAUGAUCUCAAUGAGAUUAUUGUCCUUGGUGCUGCAGUUCUAAUGGUCCAAAUCACUUGCUUUUUCAAGCAAAUUUGGAGGCACAUCUGAUGACUUCAAUGAGAUUAUUGUCCUUGGUGCACUUUCCUAGUUUCGGUGGUGGGAGGGCUGACAUUACAACCCAGGUAACUUUGAAUUUUGAAAGAUCAUCAGUCUUGGACUUCAUCUGUCAUAGUGAAGAUCAAUGGUAGGAACAUAGAAGAAGAAAAAGCUAGCAUUUUUUUUCUUGCCUAUGAUAACCAUAACUUUUCAUUACCGUCGUUGGAGCAUUAGACGGCUCUACCUCUGUAUCUUGAUCUGGUUCUCUCUAUCUCCCUCUUUGAAGAAUUUGGUUCUUUAUUUCCUUUAUCAUGAGUACUGUGGCUGUCUAUAUUUGCGAGUUUGUCUCUAUAUUCCGAUAAUUACCAGAAGAAUACUAAAAUGAAAAUGAUCAUCGCUAAUCUUUUCCUAGCUUGAACUUGAUAGCUACUUAGUUUAAGCGUAUAGCUGUUAGGGUUAUGCCCUGGUAGAGUAUUUGUGCUAAAGAGAGGGUGAUCCGGAAUACCAGUGCUCCUGAACCUCUAUGAUUUCCGAAGCAACAAGCAACUCAGCAAGUGAAAAGGAAGGACCUUUGUUGUUCUUCCUUCAUCCCUACAAGCUUAGGCUUGGACUUCCCAUGAGAACGAUAGUGUUUUCAUGAUUAUUUCAGUGAUCUUUGAUUUCUUCUUUCAAAGAAUUGGGUCUACUUCCAGAGUUUCAACUCUGAUUUCUCCAAUAAACAUCAAAGAAGCAUCUCUGGUUUCUUGUUUACGGCGCUCCUAUUAAUCGAUUCAUUACAGUUUAUGCAAUAAAGCGGAUAUUUAAUGCCCCGCCUAUGUAUCUAUCUCCGGCAUGUACUGGGCAUGAAAAUGGUGUUCAUGUAGAUUCCAGAGAGUUCUAGUUCUUUGCCAGUUCCUUUUGCCCAGUAUCAAAAUUCAAUGGAACAAGCUAUUUAGUGACACAGAUCAAAACUAUCUUUUUUUGGGGAACUUAGGCCCUAGUUUUCUGGGAUCCAGGGGUAGUUCCCAGAUGGAUCACAGGUGGUGGGUGCACUAUUAGAGGAACAUGGUAUCUCAGGCGCAUAUGUGGAGAUAUUGAAUGGCAGAGAGAUUGGGUAGAGAUUUAUGAGGCCUGCUUAGUUUUCCCUGCGAAUUAUUUAUUUUCAUUUGGAUGAAAUCAUCCGUCUUCUGCACUUUCACCCCAUACAUUCCGUGUUUUCUAUCUGCAUCACCUAAUGCCCGCUAUGUUCUUCUUCUGCAGGUUUAGCUUCUCCACGCUAUUUCAUUCCCAGCGUGAGUGGAACAAUAUCUGCCUUGCACUCCUCAUAUUAAAACGUAGAUUUAUGUAAACUAUGCUGUUUUAGGCAAAAUUUGACUAAAACGGUGCUGGGUUCUGCCUUGUUCGGUCAUCAGUGUGCUCGAGUCGUCUCUGUAGAGAAUCUAACAGAGCUUUUUUCUCAUCUGAUUUCAGAGGAAGACACAGUGAGCACCCCAGGGCGCGUGGUGAUGAUGAUAUGGUUCUUCCUACUGAUGGUGAUCACUUCGAGCUACACCGCCAGCUUGACCUCCUUCCUCACGGUCCAGCAACUUUCAUCUCCUAUCACAGGAAUCGAUAGCCUGAUAGCGAGCAACCAGCCCAUCGGCUACCAAAUGGGCUCCUUCUCCUACAGCUAUCUGACCAGUAACCUCAACGUCCACCGGUCGAGGCUGGUUUCUCUUGGCUCUCAAGAGGCCUAUGAAGCUGCACUGGACCUUGGACCGAAGAACGGAGGUGUGGCGGCCAUUGUAGACGAGCUCCCCUACGUCGAACACUUCUUAGCAAGAACGACUGGUUAUGGAAUCGUCGGCAGCUCGUUCACCAAGGGCGGAUGGGGUUUCGUGGGUUUUCUUCACCUCAAGAGUUUCUUGUCAAAAUUUUCUUCUAAAAGUGCAUUUAAUCCCUUAAAUCUUGGAUUUAAAUAUCUGGGUUUCUUCUGCUUUCAGUAACUUCUUUUGGGCAUUUUUUUCCCCCGAAAGAAUCCACUUUUGGAAUGUUUCUAACUUGGUACAUUACGCCCAUGGCAGGCAUUCCAGAGAGAGAAUCCUCUGGCAUUCGACAUGUCCACGGCCAUCCUACAGCUCUCAGAGAGUGGAGAGCUCCAGAGAAUCCACGACAAGUGGCUCUGUGUGGAGGGUUGCCCUAGCCAUAGAGGGGACGAUCCUAACCCUAAUCAUCUCCAUCUGAACAGCUUCUGGGGACUGUUCCUGGUUUGUGGGAUGAUCACCCUCUCCGCCUUGCUCAUCUUCGCCAUAAAAACAAUCUGGCAGUUCAUCUGCUACGAGAGGAAUCGGGAUGCUGCUGCAGGCGCCGAAGGGUCCUCCGGCAGGAGCUGCUCGGCUGUUGCUUGGAGCUUCCUGGACUUUGUUGACAAGAAAGAGGGGGCAAUCAGGCACCUGUUCAGCCGCCCCAAGAGCCCCUCCCAACCUCAUGUAAGCUGA
This is a messenger RNA of Spirodela intermedia, 9558 nucleotides long. The record is from the annotation of a GenBank genome assembly. Lineage: Eukaryota; Viridiplantae; Streptophyta; Magnoliopsida; Alismatales; Araceae.